Molecule: messenger RNA, 288 nt
Organism: Morchella sextelata
Lineage: Eukaryota; Fungi; Ascomycota; Pezizomycetes; Pezizales; Morchellaceae
Exons: 3
Coding region: 1-288 (95 amino acids)
Source: RefSeq, a predicted model, not a curated record
AUGGCUGGCCUCGGCGGUGCUUUCGGCCUCGGCCCGGGCGCGAGUAAGGAUGAGCGCAAGCAUGCAUUGAUGCAGACGAUCCAGCACGAGACAAAUGUCGAGAACGCCCGCAUGCUCAUCGAGAAAAUCAACGAAAAGUGCUUCGAGAAGUGCAUUCCCAAGCCGGGAAGCAGCCUGUCGUCGGGCGAGAGCCUGUGCCUGACGAACUGCAUGCAGAAGUACAUGGCGGCGUGGAACGCGGUGUCGGCGGCGUAUAUUACGAGGAUCAAGUCGGAUCCGGCGCUAUAG